Peromyscus californicus insignis is the source of this 3163-nucleotide messenger RNA. It is a transcript of the gene Ints10, whose product is annotated as integrator complex subunit 10. Gene Ontology annotation, biological process: snRNA processing. The record is from RefSeq and is a predicted model, not a curated record. Bases 67 to 2049 code for a protein of 660 amino acids. Gene Ontology annotation, cellular component: integrator complex. Lineage: Eukaryota; Metazoa; Chordata; Mammalia; Rodentia; Cricetidae. The transcript has 17 exons.
GGAGGGGGGGCGGGUGUUGGCGGCUUUGGGAGUCCCCCUGCCGGAAGGGCUUAGUGACCGAGGGGCAUGUCGGCCCAGGGCGACUGUGAGUUCCUGGUGCAGCGAGCCCGGGAGCUCGUGCCCCAGGACCUGUGGGCAGCCAAGGCGUGGCUUAUCACGGCCCGCAGCCUCUACCCGGCCGACUUCAACAUCCAGUAUGAGAUGUACACCAUCGAACGGAAUGCAGAGAGGACUGCCACUGCGGGGAGGUUGCUGUAUGACAUGUUUGUGAAUUUCCCAGACCAGCCGGUGGUGUGGAGAGAAAUCAGUAUCAUAACAUCAGCACUGAGGAAUGAUUCACAGGAUAAGCAAACCCAGUUUUUAAGGAGCUUAUUUGAAACUCUUCCGGGUCGGGUCCAGUGUGAGAUGUUACUGAAGGUGACGGAACAAUGCUUCAACACGUUGGAACGAUCAGAGAUGUUGCUGUUGCUUCUGAGGCGCUUCCCUGAGACAGUGGUGCAACAUGGGGUUGGCCUUGGGGAGGCACUGCUAGAAGCUGAGACCAUUGAAGAGCAGGAGUCUCCAGUUAACUGCUUUCGAAAGCUAUUUGUUUGUGAUGUCCUUCCUCUAAUAAUUAACAACCAUGAUGUUCGAUUGCCUGCCAACUUGUUAUAUAAAUACUUGAACAAAGCAGCUGAAUUUUACAUCAACUAUGUCACUCGGUCCACACAGUUGGAAAACCAGCAUCAAGGUGCACAAGAUUCAUCUGAUUUAAUGUCGCCCAGCAAACGUAGCUCCCAGAAGUACAUAAUAGAAGGACUGACUGAGAAGUCAUCCCAGAUUGUGGACCCUUGGGAGAGGUUGUUUAAGAUUCUGAAUGUUGUUGGAAUGAGAUGCGAAUGGCAGAUGGAUAAAGGGAGACGAAGCUGUAGCGACCUACUGCACCGAAUGAAGGAGCUCAGCAGGUACAUGAGCAGCUUCGACAGUGAAGCUCACGCCAACUAUAAGAACCAGGUGCUCUACUCCACGAUGCUGGUCUUCUUCAAGAGUGCGUUCCAGUACAUCAGCAGCAUACAGCCAUCUCUCUUCCAAGGUCCUAACGCCCCAAGCCAGGUUCCACUAGUUCUUCUGGAAGAUGUAGCCAAUGUGUAUGGUGAUGUCGAAAUUGAUCGCAGUAAACACAUACACAAGAAGAGGAAACUAGCUGAGGGAAGAGAAAAAACCAUGCAGAGUUCAGACGAUGAAGAAUGUUCAGCAAAAGGAAGGAAUCGGCACAUUGUGGUCAGUAAAGCUGAGCUCAGCAACUCCAUCGAAGUGCUGGAGAGCUUCAAACUGGCCAGGGAGAGCUGGGAGUUGCUCUAUUCCCUGGAAUUCCUUGACAAAGAAUUUACAAGAAUUUGUUUGGCUUGGAAGACGGACACAUGGCUGUGGCUAAGAAUCUUCCUCACAGAUAUGAUCAUCUACCAGGGUCAAUAUAAGAAGGCAAUAGCCAGUCUGCAUCACUUAGCAGCUCUCCAAGGAUCCCUUUCUCAGCCACAGAUCACAGGACAGGGGACGUUAGAACACCAGAGGGCGCUCAUCCAGCUGGCAACCUGUCACUUUGCACUGGGGGAGUAUAGAAUGACAUGUGAGAAGGUUCUGGACCUGAUGUGCUACAUGGUGCUACCCAUACAAGAUGGAGGGAAAUCGCAGGAAGAGCCCUCCAAAGUGAAGCCCAAGUUUAGAAAAGGUUUGGAUCUGAAGCUUCUGCCCUGUACCAGUAAGGCUAUUAUGCCGUACUGCCUGCACUUGAUGCUAGCAUGCUUUAAGCUGAGGGCUUUUACGGACAACAGAGAUGACAUGGCGUUGGGCCACGUGAUUGUACUUCUCCAGCAGGAGUGGCCGCGGGGGGAGAGUCUUUUCCUGAAAGCCAUCAGUAAGAUUUGCCAGCAAGGAAAUUUCCAGUAUGAGAACUUCUUCAGCUAUGUUACAAACAUUGAUAUGCUGGAGGAAUUUGCUUAUUUAAGAACCCAGGAAGGAGGGAAGAUUCACCUGGAAUUACUCCCAAAUCAAGGAAUGCUGAUCAAAUAACCUCUAUCUAAAUGACGCCAAGAGAAUCAAACUGCGUAAGACAGAGAUUUGACUGACUGAGGUGUGAUUAGACUCUUGAAUAAAACUAUCUAUAUUCCUUUUCCCUUUGGGUUCCAAACAAAUUCUCUGAAGCCAUUGCAGACCUUUUGGGUGGUCCCUCCAGAGGAGUGGCAGAGAUGUUGGGAGCAGUGUGCCUCUCCUCCCCUGGGGUAAGGUUGUGAGACCGUCCUAGCUGUACCAUCUCGGAUGCGAGCAGGUACAGUACAGCACGGCACCUGGUGCCAGGCCAGAAGGAGACAGAGGUCUUCGCUGUUCGCUAGAUAUGUUGUUCUGACGUGUGUUCAUUAGAGAACUGUUUCCAUGCUGAUAGCCGCAGAACCAUAGUCGCACUAGACUGGAUCAAAAUGGAAAAAAAUCUCUGGGCAUUACCAGCUAACAUACUAAAUCUUCAUUACAGAGUUCUGCAAAACCAUGGCUCCCAGCCUUGUUUUCCCCAAAGUCUCAAACACCCUUUCUUUAUCGAAAACAUUGCCAGCCCUUCUGAGUCCUCUUUGAAGGGCCUCUCAGUUUGGGGCUUCAGUCCUGCUAAGGCGGCUAGCCAGUGUCCCCAGGUGUGCUUCUGGGACCGGCGUGGGCAGGAGAAGAGUGAGUGAAGCAGGCUGGAUUUUGAGUCCUAUCUUCUCAGAUGUUACCCCUCCCCACUACCAUCUCAUCUCCAUCUUCCUCACUGAUGCCUUUAUACUCCAAAUCACAAGUGGGAAGAGCUCUGGGACCAGGAGCCAAGAUGCCUCUAGACUGGCACCAGCAGCGGGUGCGGUGGGGCCCUCAGCUUCUCCCAGUCCCCCUGAAGACACAGCACGGCCAGGGGCUUGUGGAGGUCCAAGUUUCUGUACAGUCCGCUUUCCAGUCUUGUGUAUCCUCUCCGGAGUGUUGUUUUUGCAGUGCAGGGUGAGCUGGUGUGGGUGUUUGAAUGCUGCUGUUUGCUGUUUUUUAAAGGCCUUCUAGCCCUCCCAUGGGGUUACUGCAGCAGGAAUUCUUACCUGUGCUUCAGCCCAGCAUACAGACUGCUGACAGGUACCAAGUGGAAAAACACCUGCUCAUAGUGUGCUGUUUG